AAUGACCGGCUAUGAAACGAGUCAGAAGUGGCCAACAGGGGGCAAGGGGAUUGGGCUGUGAAGAAUGGGGCUCCAAAAGGGUCUGGGCCAUGAUUUGGGCCUGGGUCUGAGCCCGGUCUCGUCUCUUAACGAUGUGCAUGUUUAUGCGCUGCUCUGCUGCCUGCGUUGCAGGCAACGCACGAACGCCCAGACAUUUAAAGCAGUGGAAGCCACCAACCACCAACAAUAACAAUACUAGGGCAGUGGAAGGUAGACAACAGCAGCGGCAGCGGUGGUGGAAGGAAGGGCCAGGUUAGGCAGCUUGUUAGCAAGGGAGACACGGCCAAGAUGCUGCUUAGAGAUGAGCAACAACUAUCGUUUAUCUUGAUUUUAGUUGAGAAUGUCUUAUAUCUUAAACUUAUAAUUCUUCUUCAUAUUACUUUAAUUUUGCCAUAAACUUUAUUUUCACAUCCUAAUAUCCCUGGUAAAAGAUACUCAGACAAUAGAUAUCUAUAAAUAUAUCAUUAAACUUUAAAUCUAAAGUGACUUAAUAAAUUCUGUGACUUAAGAUGUGACAGUGAUCUUGGAGCUAAAAACUUCCAUCUCUAUGUGUUCCUGGAGUUGAGUCCCCUUGUUUUUAUUUCGGUUUCUCAUUCAGUUCGUUAGUUGGCCAAAGCCAACGGCUAUGUUAAGUGGCAAAGCACAUUCACAUAUACAUACAACUACAGAUGAACAGGAAAACAGGGUUGCCUGCGCGCCUGUAGAUAUGCAAAUUGGUAUAGAAAUUUAAUUACUUGCUGACAUGUUUUGGGCCUUUAAAUUGGCAACUUGUUGGGCAAAUUAUAGUCAUAUAAUUUUAUCCGUACUUACUUUACAAGCAGCUGUUGACGAGCAGCUUGGCUUUUAUUUUCGAAAUGGCUUUUCUAAAACUGACACUGAAUAGAGAAGAAAAUUAAGUCAAUAUGGUUUUAAUAAACAAAUUCUUUUGCCAUUACCCGAUGGACACUGGAGUCUUCGUAAUGUCGGUCUCCUAUAUCGUAAUUGAUAUAUUUCAAUUGAUUUAUCACCUGCAUCGUUUUAUCGUCGUGUGCUAUAGUUCUACCAUUUUUCAUUUAGUUAGAAACUGGUACUAUGCUUAUAUUGGCAGUGCGGACGAAGUCCAUGAGUUAAUCACCGGUACCAUGAUGGACAAUCGGAUAUAGACUAUAUUAAUUCAUUUCGCAGAUCUUUUGACUGAUACUGCGCUGCUCACGAGUGUGCAUUUGAAUAGCUGACCCUAUCAGGAUAAUUUUCUAAUCCGCUAUUAUAGUGCGGUCCAAUCGCUUUAUCAAUUUGGUUAACAAAAUCGAUUUUUAAAGCGUUUAUCUACGUGGUCGUUUUCAUAGCUCUGUGCUUUGCCUAUGACCACGCGCUAUUAGCAUUGAUUUUCGUUCCAAUAUUUGGUAAGAUACUAAACACUAUAUAACAGAUUGUUUUUUUUAAGUAAUCCCCCUUUCCCACAAGCCAUAGAAAUGUAUUUCCCAAUAAUUGUGAUCAUGCAUUUUAUAAAACUACGUUUUCCAAGCCUCAAUCACUAUCCACAUGAUACAGCCGUCUAAGUAUUGCAUAUUUUGGCCUACCCUUAAAACAUACUCGUUAAAUUAAGGAUUUGCCAUGUGAACAACUCGUUUUCAACAACUUGCAAUCUGCAGGGUGGAGUGUGUGCGUGUGUGUGUGAAGUGCAAGGGAAUCGAGAUGUGAGAACCAGCUGGGAAUGCCUUCAGCCUAUCGAUGUUUCCCUUUUGCAAUUAACAUUUGUGGAACACACGUAAUUACAAGAUUACGAUAAGUGAUAAGAGAACCCGCAGCAGCAGCGUCAGGAGGAAGAAGUAGCAGAAGAGGAAGAGCACGGCCAAAAGCAGUAGGACUGGUAGCGUAGCUUAUGUUUUGUUGUUGCUCUUGUGGCAGUUGCAGAUUUGCAUAUGUGGACUGCGCUGUAGCCAAUGUGCUAGCAAUACCAAAACCGAUUACGCACAUACACAGAGGAUGUAAAGGUUAUAUAAAGUGAAAUAUAUAUUAUAGAAAACUGUAAAAUUUGAAAAUAUAUUGAAAGUAAAAUAACCUAAAAAUGGGGGUUUUCGCCUAAUAAAAAAUUUUGAAAUAUAAGUUUAAGCAAAGCUUAAACGUUUGAAGUUAUCUCUCCUCUAUCAAUGGAUUCCAGUUUUAGAUAAAGUAAUCUGAGAAAAACUUGGAUUUUAAAGGUCACUAAAGGUCAUUCUAUGUGAUCAAUCUAUUAACAUUUAUUUAUUGAUCUCAUAUAAAAACUAAUGUAUUUUCCUUAGUGAAAACACACAAACAAGACUCAUACAUUUUCCACCAUCAGAGGUCAGUGCCAGGCCACGCUGAGCCGCCCACACAAAUCUGUGGCCAGGAAGGGUGGCGCGUUGAUGAGGAUGAUGCGAUGAUGAGGAUGAUGCGAUGAUGAUAAUGAUGUUGAUACUGCAGCAUUGCAAGUUGCAACCAAUCUACCGGCCAACACAGAUACAUUACACAAACGCAUACACUACGAACAGAAGGACUGACAGACAGACGGACAUAGACCACACCACAACAUUAUUGUUUAAAUUGCAAAGUGAUACAUUUGUGCCGGCGGACCGAGAGUUUGCCUUUGGUUUUAGCAGUUUGCAUACGGAAUGCAGAUGGGUCCCCGGAUGAUUGGGUUAGUUAAAGCCCAAUUGUGUUUGCCAUCCGUUCGGGCAUUUCUUUGUCCCGGUUGCUCUCCACCAGAAGCUUUAAAUUUAAGAAUGUUUUCAUUUCCAAACUGAAAGUUACUUUAUAAUUAUACAGUUUAUUAGGAAAUUUAUCAAGCAAUCUGACAAGCCUAGGACAAUAUACAUAAUGAUGAAUUCGAUUAAAUUAAAGGAUAUUUAAGUUAUUUAAGCUGUGGGAAUGUUUAAACUAAAUAUUAAUUUGACCCUUGGAAUUUGCAUUAGAAUUGUGAAAAGGAGUUCAAUUGACCCGUCGCAAGCUUUAGCCUUUGCGAAAAUGUUUUUCAAAUUUUGAUUAUUACCAUGAAAUUGCUAUCAGAUAGGAUUAGGCCUUAAAUUAAUUGCAAUAAACAUUCUAAAUUAUUUCUGAAAAACUUUUAAUAAGCUUGGUAAUCAUGUUAUGCAUUCUUAAUUGGAUAAUUUGCAAAUCCUAGCGGAUAAUGGUCCCUUAAUGAAUUCCAAGGGGAAAUACAAAGUGUUGCGAGUGUUGACAGGCUUUCUAAGCCAAUGUCAGUGCCUGUUGGAAAGUGGAAGAACUGGUGCACACAUAAAUGAAAUCAAAAUCAAUGUCAACAACAGUGAAAUGUCGAGUGUCCCGCGGUGAUGCAAAAGGAUGGCAGGAUGCCGUCAGUGGGCGAUGGAUGUGGCGUCAAAGGCGCCGUCGCCUUUGAAGUACUCCCAUUACUACUAAACUGGCGUACUACGGCGUAGUAAAUAGAAGCUAAAGCAAAUAGCGUCGAGCUCUGACGUAAAAGGACGAAAAAAAAAAAAAAAAGGGAAUCCCCCACACGGAAUGACAGCGGCAAAAACGUCAGUAGCUGCAAAAAAGAACAAGGUUUAAAGAAGUGGGUGGCAGUGUGGGAUUUUCAAGUUGGGUGUGGGGCAGAAGGAGAGCAAAUCAACGCAGGCAAAAAACACUUUGUGCGCGCGUCAAAGUGUUAAAGAAAGUAAGCGCCCAUCCAACCACCCACACAACCACACACAUAACGAAAAAGUCAGGAAAGAUGAAGAUGGUUUUUUCCCGGAGCUUUGUGUACAUAUUUGAUGCGCUUUUUUUCUCCACCCGGCUCGACAAAUUUAAGUUUUUGGGCUUCCUUUUCGGGGCGGCGGCACUUGCUUUGUGGAUGCCCCACUGCAUGCUAGAGUACUCGCAAUUCCGGACUCCAAAACUCCGGAUUGCAACUGAAGGAGAGGGCGACGGCUUAUCUUUCAGCCAAACACUCGAGCGUCCUCUAUUUUUUGGGAGGCUUAACGAUGUUUGGACGGCCUUUGUCCAUUUGCUAUUUCCAUAUUGACUUGACCCGUAGAUGAUUCCCCUCCAUCACGGCUCAUCAUGGCACAAAGCCUUAUUAUAAGCCACACUGACAAAAAGUUAUACAGAGUUAAGGGAUAAUUGAUAUAACUAACAAAAACUUUACUUAAACAAUGUUAUAAUCCCAUAAAACUUGAAACAUUAUUAAAGACACAAUUUUCCAUAAGCUAAAGAUAUUAUUUCUUUUCAACGAUUCCUACUUAUAAUUCUCAAGGGUUUUUUUUUCCAAAAAAGACAGAGUAUAAAAACCUUAACGCUCAAAAGAUGUAUAGAUGUAAAUACGAUAACAAAUAUUGAAAUAUCGCUUUAUAAGAUUCCAAUUUAUCAAUCACUAAGAUUAUAUAAAUUUAAUAAAUUCGUUUCAUUGUGGGUUCUGACAUUAAUUAAAAUUAAUAUCAAAUUGAAAUAUAUCUCAUUAAAAUGGUUUAUAUAAAAAUGUAAAGCAUAACUUUCUCUAUAUAGACCACAAAAAUUUCUGUAAGUGCAUGAAUUUUUGGUCCCUGGGUCAAUGCUUUGUGCAUUUGAAAUAUGCCGGCAAUUACCGGGCAACUUUUGCCAUAUUACAACUGCUGAAUUAUUAGUGAGCUGCUUUUUUCAGCUCAUUAGCGUCGCAUCAAGUCGGAAAAGUGUUUGGCGGAGUAGUCACAGAGAGGAAGGGGUAGUAAAUUAUGCGCAGUGCAAUCAAGUUGAGUGCGUACUACAGUCUAAAUAAGUAGUAGUUGUUUAUUCAUAAAAGCAAUGCGCCGAGAAAUUGUCAGCCUUUGGGCUUUGACAACACGAAAAGGAGCUUAAAGGAAAACGCAAAGCGGUAAAAGGAGGGGUUAAAAAAACCAAGCAAGGGGGAGGGGAGCGGGAAGCUCAAAAGUGCAGUUGAAACCACAUAAACAAACGAAUACAGUGGACACUCAAAACAAGCAACUUGUGAUGGAGCUAUAAAAAAGGUGCCUAACAUAGUAUUUUUAUUAUUUUUAUAAUUAAACAUUCCGAUUUUUUACUAUCAAGAUAUGUUGUUGAUUUUUGAUAAUAAUUAAUGUUUCAAUAUCUAAAUAAUUUUUAUGGAUAUGCGUUUGUUAUUUAUUUUUUCCUCAUAUAACAUGGAUAUCUUAUCGAGGGUGACCUGUAAAACGAAAGGCUUUGAGCGAAAAGCAGGAGAAAGAUAUCACAGACCUAUUCCUUUUACAAACUACCUAUCCCUGUGAUUUCCAACUCAAACCCAAAACCCCUCGCAGCUCGUCAAAUUAAUCGAACUGCCAUCAAAUGCUUGUCAGUUCCUUUGGCCAUAGCAAAAGUCUUUGUAUGCGUGUUUUUUGUGUUCUUGAAAUGAAAGUACAGAACUUACCAU
Molecule: messenger RNA, 5380 nt
Organism: Drosophila eugracilis
Lineage: Eukaryota; Metazoa; Arthropoda; Insecta; Diptera; Drosophilidae
Exons: 1
Source: RefSeq, a predicted model, not a curated record